This is a messenger RNA of Diabrotica virgifera virgifera (western corn rootworm), 5780 nucleotides long. RefSeq names its product elongator complex protein 6-like. Gene Ontology annotation, biological process: tRNA wobble uridine modification. The record is from RefSeq and is a predicted model, not a curated record. NCBI's taxonomy places the organism in Eukaryota, Metazoa, Arthropoda, Insecta, Coleoptera, Chrysomelidae. Bases 91 to 915 code for a protein of 274 amino acids. Gene Ontology annotation, cellular component: elongator holoenzyme complex. The transcript has 2 exons.
AAUUUCAAGCUUAUCUUGAGUGCCUCUUAUGCAUUUUUGUUGUGAUAGUGGGUGUUCUAGGUUAAAUGAACAUAUUUUAAUCUAAAAUCAAUGCAAAACCCAAGUCUAUGCCAUAAAAAAAAUCAAUGCAAUGUCAAAAAUUUCACAGUAAUUGAUUUGACGAUGAUUUCCUUGGGAGAUCCAAUCGCUUCAAACGCUGUCCUGUCAGCCCUUCAGAUCAACAGCCGCGACAAAAUCAUCUCCAUCAAAGAAAAAGCCAACGCCGACUCCAACUUCGUCAUCACGCACAUCAUCAAACAGAUCAUCCACGAGAAGAACCGUUUGUGUCUGGUAAACUUCCACAAUCCCAUCGAACACUACCAGAGUAUCGGCAAAAAGUUGGGCUAUGAUCUGCUGAAAGCUGUAGAUGAUGGUUUAGUAAAGGUUAUAGAACCUAUCAAAGACAUUGUUGAGAAUAUUGGCUGUGAAGAUAGUUAUUUACAAGAAAAUAAGGAAAACAUAGUUAAAGACUUAUAUUUUAAUAUAAAAGAUUGCGUGAAUGCAUUGAAAACAGACGGUAAAGUAGUGUAUCUGUUAAUAGACGAUUUGAGCCAUUUACACGACUUAGAUAUAGAUAUUAAGCACACAUUAUUAUUCGUACACUAUUGCAUAAGCCUUACAGACCGUGAUGACGUUUGUUUCAUCCUGAAUAAUCACGUUUCCACACAUACAGACAAUAUUAUUUCAAAAAACUUGGAUUAUGUCGCAGAUGUCAACGUCAAAGUGUCUUCACUGAAGACUGGAAAGUCUCAGGAUGUCACUGGGUAUCUGAACGUGAGAAGAGGUAACGAUCUCAGCUGUUACCACUACAAAGCCUUUGAUAGGGGCAUCAAAACGUUCCGACCUGGAGAGUCUAUUCAUCAUUUAUAUAAAUAACUUUUAGAAGUAAUGUUUGGAAUGAGAGCUUGCGCAGCAAACUGCAAAAAGUAUGAGACUUUAUCGUUCUAAUUGUUUUGUCAGAUUUAACCUUCUUUAUUGACAGUCUCAUCCACUUCAAUUUUAAAUUUAAAUCAUAUUCGUCUUUACAUUAUAUCCUCACAUUCUGUCCAUUCUUUUGUACUAGAUUUGUUUGAUUUACAACAUUUUUUUUGUUCUAUGUUGAUUUCUGGUCUACUGGUAUAAUAACACCAAUUUUAUACGAUUUAUCCUCUAUACAUAGCAGUAGUUCUGAGUAAUUUCUUAUGGAAAUUAACACGAAAAACGGUAAGGUCUAAAGUUACAGCUUCAAAAGAAACCUUUCACAGUUCUUUAAUUAUUCACCAUCGUUACCAGUCUAUAGGACUUUUCAGCGCGUCUUAUUUGUUUCGAGCUUCUGUCAUAUGUUGUAUAAUCCGUGUAUAAUAUUAAUAUACGACAUAUGACGGAAGCUCGAAACAAAUGAGAAGCAUUGAAAAGUCCUAUUUACUGUGACGUGAAAUUUGCUAUAUUUUACGUGAACUUAACGUAGGACGUCAUAUUUCACCUACUAUAUGAAGUUUCACAUAAAAUAUCACGUUUUACUUCAUAUUUUAACGUAGAAUGUCACUUUCACCUCAUAUUAAUAACUUAAAAUCAUAGAGUAUAUAUUAACAUAGAGUGACCCUACCUUCCGCGCUUCCUGUCGACAAGAUCUCAUGGACUGGUUUGCGGCAUCUCUUUCUAAUAGGGCUUUUCAUCGAUUGUCAUUUGUUUCGAGCUUCUGUCAUGUGUCACAUAAUAUUAAUAUAUCUACGCCAUACGUCUUUGGUUUGUAUCAUUGUUAUAUACCAAUAACGUAUGACGUAGAUAUAUUAAUAUUAUGUGACACAUGACAGAAGAUCGAAACAAAUGACUGUGAAUGAAAAGCCCUAUACAUUGUAUCGAGAAACUAAGAUGAGAUUAAGUGUGAGUAUAGGCACGGAAGGGGAGGACUACUGUCGCAGCUUUACAAUGCCUAAGAGUGAGACAGCACUGAUCCAAAGAAAAAAGAUGGUGUCGUCACUUCGCUCUGAAUAACACUCUCUCUAUGAUAAUAUAUAACUCUAUGCUUAAAAUGUCACAUUCCACACAACAUAACUCGUUUCAUGGUACAUUUUAACGUAAAACGACACGUUUAAUGUCAUCUGUCAAUUCAAAUGUUAUUUUCCACAUAAAAUAGCUCCUUCCACGUUCAUUUUUACUUAAAGUAAUAGAGAGAUAUUGCAAAUUUAACACAGCCUACAUUGCCCUAUUUACACCGCGUUAUUUUGACAGAAUUGACAUUUUUCAGACGUUUCAUAAAAACAGAUAUUGCUCAACAUUUUGGUUGCGGUAUUUUUACGGUUCGAUUAAUAGUUGUUUUUCGAAUUUGUAUACAAUUUAAAAUGGAUCAAGACUUAUAAGCUCUCUUUUUCAUCAUCACGUAGCGCUACAACACUGGGUGGGCCCUGGCUGACUGUACAACUUUCUUCCCAUUUUUUUCGGUCUUCCAUCAACAUCUCUUCGAUUUCUUUACAAAUCUCUCGUUAUGAAGUCUGUGCACGUGGCCUGCCCAUCUUAGUCGCUGUGAUUUAAUUUCUUGGAAAAUUCCACACCUGUAAUUUUGAACCAAUCAAAAUACGUUAUUUUGACAGAUCACCAUGGCAACGGAGGUAUUUUAUCGGAAAUUUUUUGCUCGUGGGGUACCCAACAGCGAAUUAUAGUGGAAAUUUUUGACGUUUACAAUAACAGAACAUUUUUGACAGACUGGUUUUUAUUUGUUUACAUAAUUUAAAAUAAAACGCCAAAAAAUAAUUUUCUAUCACUUGUAGUUACUCAAAACUUAUGUAAAAUUGAAGAAUAUACUAUUUUCUAUCUUGAAAUGGUAUUCCUAUGCAACUACAAUGAGUAGAAAUUACGAAUUUGAAAACCUAAAUAAUUGCUGACAAAGCUAUGGCGCGCUAUUAAUCUGUUCAUGCAGCUUUGGAUUUUCAAAUGCAAAUUUGGUGUGGAAUUUUCUUACCGAAUACCACGCGAAGUCAAAUUAAUACCCGGAAAUUUUUUGACCUCUAGUGGUAUUACUAGUGACAAUACUAAUAUACUAUUAUAGCUCACAUUUUGGUGAAUGCUAAUAAUGAAGACAUCGAGUUUAUUAUUUUGCAUAACCUUCUGGGAGAUAAACAUAAUAUAUUACAUGCUCAAAAUCAAGAACUUGAUGUAGAUUGUAGAUGGAAGGAAGGUUUGGAUUUUCUUUCAAAUAUCGAGCAAGAAAAACAAAUGAUCCUUGAGUGUUCUUAUAAUAAACGAUUUUCCUGUUGCACUUUUCAUGUUUUCCUGAACUAACGUCCAAUUUUCUGGAUAGGUGAUUUGAUUUUGACCUAAAACUUGUUUAAAUAAACACAAAUCGUCAUCAGGCGUAAAUUUGACUCAUUUACUACUGUCUGAGGUAUUCAUUUUAGAAAAUUAUUACAAAUAAACUUGGUUUAAAUGAAAUACGAACAACAAACGUAACCUAAGAAAGAAAAUAGCGCAACGAAUACCGCACAGCGCAACGGCUCCCCUAUUAACGGCAGGCCGUGUUUCCAAUAACGCAGUGUAAGCCAAAUAUCACAUCUGCGCAUGCUCUACUGUCAAAAUAACGCGUGCUGUAAUCAUACAUAUAAUAACCUGUAGAUUAGGCUAGCUAUGGGCCGCUCUGUGCAUCGAGGUGUAACGCCGAUAUCAAGGACACCAUUGAUCAAUAUUCAUUUUGAGUGGUCUAGCCAUCUUUGUCCGUCAUAGAGCGGUAUCGCUUAGUAAAAAGAGAUAGAUAGACCACCGAUCGACUACCGCGCGUUACGCUUUUUUGCUCAGUUUGCCUUGUCUACGGUGAACGUGUCUCUGGAUGUAAUACCGCAAGUGCAAAAGUGACUCUGCAAUAUCUCUUUACUGUCACAUUUCACGUAAAGGUGACGUUAAACUUUAUAUUUUACUAAAUUUUACGUUUUAUAUAUCACAUUACACUUAAAAUGGCAUCUUUCCCGUCACAUUCUGACGUAAAAUGUCAUAUUUCACUUAAAAUUCAUGUGUAACUUUUACUUAAAAUUUGAUAAUUUACGCUGAUUAUAGUUUUUACACAUAUAAUGUAAAAAAAUCAAUUCCGGGAGUGAGGGCGGUUUGACUAUCGUAUCGGGGGUUUCUGUUACUAUUAUGGACCUUGGCAUUUUUCCCUGAUCGCUUCCAUAAGGACUGGCUUACAUACUUAUGUUUUAUUAACGUUUCUAUUGUAAUAGGGUGUACCAGGCAUAAAACUCUAUAAGAGAGUGAACACUUACGUUGAAUGCUUCGACAAAUUGUACUCUACAUAUAUUUUUUGGUUCCUUUUUGAACAAUCGAAAAAGAACCUCGUUUUAGACUUCUAGUCUCUUCAAAUCAAAUCCCCUGGUAAUGGAGAUAUCUAUCUCUGGAGUGUACAAAUUGGUCACCCUGUACAAAUUUUACUCAAAUUCAAGUGCCUCGUGAAAAAGUUCUUCUCUCGAUUGAACCCCAGUAUACUUUUUUUAUUGUACUCGUUGAAAAAGGCUACAAAUAUAUAGACAAAAGCAAAACUAUGUUACAAAAUUUCUUAAGAAUAUUUUUAUAUAACCUGUUGUGCUUAGAUAUUUUAUAAUAGUGUCUUUUUACACAAGUAGCAUGAUGCUUAGACUGAUAGUAACUGUCUUGUUCCACUUUUGCUCGCUUAGCUUAGCCGCGAGGCUUCAUCAAACAGCGGAUGGGAGUGGCUUGUAUCGUUGGUUACCAACCUUCUCCUUUGAGUAGUACCAUCUGCGUUACCGAAUGAGAAGGAAGGUACACAAGUUAAAAUGCACAACUAAAACUAAAAUAAACAAAAUGAAAGACUUGUGAACUGUUUACAACGCUCUCAUACGUUAAGUCGGGAUCUCACGGAAUGUGGCAUGUCGUUCUUUGCCAGUUUCGCCAGAAAAUUCCGUCGGGACAUUCCGAUGGACCUUGUCCCCUCGAGUAUCGCGUGUACGCCACCAGUGUUGGCCGUAGAAAUUCUAGUAAGUUGGUUAAUUCGUACGAUAUAAAAAUUCCAACACAACGUCGUUAGACCACUCCAUAGUAUAAUUACUGGCACUGAUCGUACCAGCCCAUAGCCGCAUUGAGGGGGUAAGGACCUACUGUGUAUCAGCUUUUGACUGGCUUUGAACUAUGUUGAUUUACCGACAAAUGAUGGGAGUUCCCGCCGACCAUAAAGCGAGGGUUCUGUCGUAGCCCACGAAUCAUAAAUCACAAAUUUUGACGGAAAGAACGGUAUUUCACGUUGUGUUGAUUAUCGUCUUCAGUUUUUAUCUUUUUCUAUUGCAUAUUUUCUAUAUCUCUUCGCCAACUGUUAUCUGGUGGUUUCGUGAGAUCCCGACUUUACAGGUCUCACUCGCUGUAUGACCAAUCCUCUGCUUUAGCAAAGACCACAAAUUCUGCUCCUUUUACUAGAAUAACAAAUUACGUUUUAGAUUUUUUGUAACAGAUUUUGCUGUAGAUUUUUUAUUAAUAUUUUACACAAUUAUUAUUGUUAAUAUUGUUCAGUAGGUUUUAGAUUGUUAAAUGAUUUGAUAUUGUUUUAAAUAUCUUUAGCUGUAUUUUCUUUCGGUUAUUUUCAUUUUUAUUUUGUUAUGUUAAUUGAGCUAAUUGACUAAUAUAGGCCAGUUUUGUUGUAAAUAUAUAAAGAAAUUUUUAAAUUUGUUUAAAAUUUUUAAUACGAGUUGAAUAUGACUUUUUUGUUGAAAUUAUUUUGCUGGCCUAUGUUAUUCAUCUUAACAUUAUAAAUAAAAAAUAUAAACAAA